Messenger RNA from Rana temporaria (common frog), 3481 nucleotides. RefSeq names its product ATPase secretory pathway Ca2+ transporting 2 (gene ATP2C2). The coding region runs from base 103 to 3159 and encodes 1018 amino acids. Gene Ontology annotation, biological process: intracellular calcium ion homeostasis; manganese ion transport; calcium ion transmembrane transport. The transcript is spliced from 27 exons. Gene Ontology annotation, cellular component: plasma membrane; Golgi membrane; endoplasmic reticulum. The record is from RefSeq and is a predicted model, not a curated record. NCBI's taxonomy places the organism in Eukaryota, Metazoa, Chordata, Amphibia, Anura, Ranidae. Gene Ontology annotation, molecular function: P-type calcium transporter activity; ATP binding; ATP hydrolysis activity.
AUCAUCUGCAGCCAGUGAUCAGCUGAUGCUCCUCCUCCCUGGUCCAUCAGUGAUGCUCUGCAGCCUCUGGUCAUGUGAUGCUCUGCAGACAAUGAUCAGCUGAUGCUCUGCCCAGUCCUCCUCCUGGUGCCUCCCGAAGCCCCAAUCUGCUCGGACGAUCCCCAGCAGCAUCAAUCCCGGAUGGCUUCUCCGUCCUCCUCCUCCUCCCCUCCCCCGGGCGGGCCCCUGAUGGAGGAGGGCGGGGCCCCUCUCACCUGUGUCAGGUACACUCAGCCACCCGCUGGGCCCCUCCCCCCUCCGGAGACUCGCAUCGCUCCGGGGGCCACCAUGGGGGCCACACGCUUCUCCCGGCUGCUGAGCAACCUGCGGAGGCUUCCAAUCCGAUACCAACUACUGGGGGGCCCCGAGCUCAAAGACGAGGCGGACGACCAGUGUGAGCUGAAGUCGGUGGAACAUGGCGAUGAUGUUGUACCGUUGACAGCGAAGGAAGCGAGCCGUCUGAGCGAGGAGGAAGUGAUCAAAUAUUUACAUGCGGACGUGAACACUGGACUGUCUGAGUGCGCAGUUCUCCAGCGGCGGGUGAAGCAUGGCUGGAAUGAAUUUCAAGUGGACAGCGCCGAUCCCGUGUGGAAGAAAUACCUGGGACAGUUUACGAAUCCGCUCAUCCUGUUGUUGCUUGGCUCCGCCCUGGUCAGCGUCAUCACAAAGGAGUAUGAGGAUGCAGUUAGCAUCACAGUGGCCAUUCUCAUCGUCGUGACCGUGGCCUUUGUGCAGGAAUAUCGCUCGGAAAAGUCUCUGGAAGAGUUAAACAAGUUGGUUCCCCCAGAAUGCAACUGCAUUCGCGAUGGCAAGUUGCAGCACCUGCUGGCACGGGAGCUGGUCCCCGGGGAUGUGGUCUGUCUUUCGGUCGGCGACCGGGUUCCUGCAGAUAUCAGACUGACAGAGACAACGGAUAUGUUGGUGGAUGAAUCCAGUUUCACAGGCGAGACAGAGCCAUGCAGUAAGAUCCAUGGGUCGGUGGAUGAAGCCAAUGGAUUGGCAACACUCAGCAACAUCGUAUUCAUGGGGACACUCGUUCGAUAUGGCAAAGGAAAGGGUCUGGUCACCAGUGUUGGAGAAAAGUCACAGUUUGGUGAAGUUUUCAAGAUGAUGCAAGCAGAAGAGACCCCAAAGACCCCUCUACAGAAGAGUAUGGACAAGCUGGGGAAGCAGCUCUCUCUUUUCUCCUUUGGGAUUAUAGGAUUGAUCAUGCUGAUUGGUUGGUUGCAGGGAAAGCCUCUCCUCAGUAUGUUCACAAUUGGUGUCAGUUUGGCAGUGGCUGCCAUUCCUGAAGGUCUGCCCAUUGUUGUCACCGUAACGCUGGCACUUGGUGUGAUGAGGAUGGCCAAAAAGAGAGUCAUUGUGAAGAAGCUGCCGAUUGUGGAGACUCUAGGUUGCUGUAAUGUCAUCUGCUCAGAUAAGACUGGAACACUUACUGCAAACGAGAUGACUGCCACCAAACUAGUCACCUCCGAUGGCUUACAUGCAGAGAUCACCGGCAUUGGUUAUGACGAAAAGGGAACUGUGAACUUGCUGCCUACCAAUGAAGAGUUGCGGGACUUCUCCAACAUAUCCGUAGGAAAAUUAGUAGAGGCUGGAUGUGUCGCCAACAACGCCAUCAUUCGCAAUGGCACCUUGAUGGGACAGCCAACAGAGGGCGCCCUGCUCGUCCUGGCAAUGAAGAUGGGUAUGGGGAAUUUCAAAGAGAAUUACAUUCGGAAGAAGGAAAUCCCAUUCAGCUCAGAGCAGAAGUGGAUGGCGGUGAAAUGUACAGACAAAAUCGAGAAUCAGGAGGAUGUGUACUUCAUGAAGGGGGCCUUCGAGGAGGUGAUUCAGUACUGCACGACGUAUAACAGCAGUGGGAUGACAAUGACGCUCACACCGCAGCAGAAAUCGUUCUACAUUCAGGAGGAGAAGAACAUGGGAAGCCAAGGGCUGAGAGUGCUGGCGCUGGCUUCUGGAUCCGAGUUGGGGAUGCUGACGUUCCUGGGGCUGGUCGGAAUUAUUGACCCCCCGAGAAGUGGGGUGAGCGAAGCGGUGCAGAUCCUGCUGGAGUCCGGGGUGUCCGUCAAGAUGAUCACUGGAGAUGCGCUGGAGACGGCUCAGGCUAUCGGAAGAAGUAUCGGUCUGUCCAAUGGGCACCUCAAAGCCAUUUCGGGGGAGGAGUUGGAUGGAUUGGAUGAAGCGUCCUUGUCCUCUGUGGUCACCAAGGUCUCAGUCUUCUACCGCACCAGCCCAAAGCACAAACUGAAGAUCAUCAAGGCUCUGCAGCGCACAGGCGCCAUUGUCGGGAUGACGGGCGAUGGUGUAAAUGACGCGGUGGCUCUGAAGUCAGCUGACAUCGGUGUGGCGAUGGGGAAGACCGGAACAGAUGUUAGUAAAGAGGCCGCAGAUAUGAUCCUGGUUGACGACGAUUUCUCCACAAUUAUGAGUGCCAUAGAAGAAGGGAAAGGAAUAUUUCACAACAUCAAAAACUUUGUCCGUUUCCAGCUCAGCACGAGUAUCUCCGCACUCAGUCUGAUCACUUUAUCGACCAUCAUGAACCUGCCGAACCCCCUCAAUGCCAUGCAGAUCCUCUGGAUUAAUAUCAUUAUGGACGGACCGCCGGCACAGAGUUUGGGGGUGGAGCCAGUCGAUAAGGACGCCAUCAAGCUGCCUCCGCGGAACGCUAAGGAACCCAUUCUUAGCAAGACUUUACUGUUGAAGAUCCUGCUGUCGGCGGCCAUCAUCAUCAGCGGGACGCUCUUCGUCUUCUGGAAGGAGAUUCCAGAUGGGAAAGUCACGCCAAGGACAACCACCAUGACCUUCACCUGCUUCGUUUUCUUUGACAUGUUUAAUGCCUUGGGCUGCCGCUCUCUGCAUAAAUCGGUCUUUGAGAUUGGCUUCUUCAAAAAUCGGGUCUUCUGGUACUCGGUGAUCGGCUCCAUCCUGGGACAGAUGGCCGUCAUCUACAUCCCCCCUCUUCAGAAGGUUUUCCUGACACAGAACCUGCAUGCCCUGGAUCUCCUCUUCCUCACCGGCCUGGCAUCCUCUGUAUUCAUCGUGUCAGAACUGAUAAAGUUUUGUGAACAGUACUGCUGCAGGAAGAAGACAGUGAAAGUUUUGGAGGAGGACAUAUAAUUGGACUUGUCUGUAUUCUCAUCACCCUUUCCUUUCACCGCCACUGUGACCUUGUCCCCGCCCUCCCAAUCAUGUGAUCUCUGAUGUCACUCCCCCCCCCCACACACACACACACACUAUAACACGUAUUUAUGUAAAAGUCGACACUAUUGUGUUUUAUGGAAAAAAAGAAAACUUUGUCAUUUUUCAGGCAUGAGUACUGACAGAAGACUUGCAAAAAAACGUUUGUUCCCGAUCAACCGAUAAGACAAUGAGCCUUGCAUUCUUCUUCUUUUUUUUGUAUUUUACAAUUCAUUUUAAAAUAAAGACUAAUCAUUUAUUU